AUGGCCACAGGAAGAGUCCUGCUCAGCUCUCUGCUGCUCCUGUCACUGCAGCUCGGCUUUGGCGGGGGCCCUGGUGCUCCAGGGGCUCCGGUGGUGGAGGGCACGCUCUCACCUGAGCCAGCAGCGGACAGAGGAACCUGGAGGCCACAGCUGGGUGCCCGUCUGCGCAGAGCCCCACCUGGGCCGUGCCAGCUGUGGAGCCUGCCCCUGCCGGUGGUGGAGCUGGGCCUGGGCUAUGCUUCAGAGGAAACAGUCAUCUUCCGCUACUGCGCUGGCAGCUGUCCCCGAGGUGCCCGCACCCAGCACGGCUUGACCCUGGCCCGGUUGCGGGGCCAGGGCCGAGCACACGGUGGCCCCUGCUGCCGGCCCACCCGCUAUGCUGAUGUGGCCUUCCUCGAUGACCGCCACCACUGGCAGCGGCUGCCCCAGCUCUCAGCGGCUGCUUGCGGCUGUGGCGGCUGA
Molecule: messenger RNA, 462 nt
Organism: Rhinolophus ferrumequinum (greater horseshoe bat)
Lineage: Eukaryota; Metazoa; Chordata; Mammalia; Chiroptera; Rhinolophidae
Gene: PSPN
Product: persephin
Exons: 2
Coding region: 1-462 (153 amino acids)
Molecular function (GO): growth factor activity; receptor tyrosine kinase binding; glial cell-derived neurotrophic factor receptor binding
Source: RefSeq, a predicted model, not a curated record